Messenger RNA from Hemibagrus wyckioides, 2732 nucleotides. It is a transcript of the gene chordc1a, whose product is annotated as cysteine and histidine-rich domain (CHORD) containing 1a. NCBI's taxonomy places the organism in Eukaryota, Metazoa, Chordata, Actinopteri, Siluriformes, Bagridae. The coding region runs from base 428 to 1447 and encodes 339 amino acids. The transcript has 11 exons. The record is from RefSeq and is a predicted model, not a curated record.
AAAUUAGGCUAAUUUAUACUAUAACUGUUCUUACAUGGCAAAUAUGAGUGCAAGCUUUGCAGUAAAAUACUGUCUUUAACCUGCAAGUGACAUCAUUUCCGGAUUACAGGCUGUUUGUUUUAAGAUUUGCCGAUUUUAGCCGAUUAUUCCCGAGUGACAGUUUAAACGCUGUACCAAGAUGGCCGAAUACACCCGAGCGUUUUGAAUACUCGCCGUCCGAUGUUAACCGAGAGUACCCGAAGCCGCAUCGGCGAAAGUUCGCGAAGAUUCCGGAAUAUUCCGAGUUUUACCGGAAACCUGUCAAUGAGUGCCCGAGCCGGUUCACAGUAGUAGCGCAGUGUCGCUCCGCGUGCUUAUCUGGACCUCAUUCAGAACAAUUAUACGUACUUUCUGUUUAGCUCGGGAUUGUUGUUUUAGUGGAUUUGUCAUGUCUUUGCUCUGUUAUAACAAAGGCUGUGGGCAGCGUUUUGACCAGGACAAUAAUCCGGAAGAUGCGUGCACUUACCAUCCUGGGGUUCCUGUUUUCCAUGAUGCCCUGAAAGGCUGGUCAUGUUGCAAGACACGCACUACGGACUUCUCCGAUUUCCUGAGCAUUGCUGGCUGCACUAAAGGUCACCAUAACAAGGAGAAACCGCCCGGGCCGGUAAAGCCUGAGGUGAAGAGUUCAGGAGGGAAGAAAGAGCUGGAGGAUCUGAAACCACGGUUUGACAAAUACGUCAUUCAGGCUCCUAAACCUGUGGAGUUCAUUCAGAGACCCAGUGCUGAUGAACCACUGGUGGACCUGCAGCAGAAAGUGUCUCCGUCCCUGAAACAAGCACUCGAAAACCUCAGACUAGCAGAAACCAAACAGAUUUCAGAGAACGAGAAUGAGGGGAAUGAGGUGAAAUUCGGAACAGCAUGUAAAAAUGGAGGUUGCACUAAGACAUUCUCUGGACCAGCAAGUGAUGAGGACAUGUGUUUGUUUCACCCAGGAGUUCCCAUCUUCCAUGAGGGGAUGAAAUACUGGAGCUGCUGUCAGAGGAAAACUUCAGAUUUCAACAUAUUUCUUUCACAGGAGGGAUGCAGUACAGGAGCUCAUGCAUGGAAGAAAGCUGACGGAAGGAAGCUGGUACCGUGUCGGUUUGACUGGCAUCAGACUGCUAGUCAUGUGACCGUCUCCAUCUAUGCCAGACAUUCCAUCCCUGAGCUGUGUUCAGUACAGGCCAACAGCACCAUGGUGUGUAUCAGAGUGAUCUUUGAGGGUGAGAAGAAGUUUGAAGAGAAUAUCAGUCUCUGGGGGGUCAUUGAUGUCAGCAAGAGUGUCAUGAACAUGAUGGCUGCCAAAAUUGAGAUCAUCAUGAAGAAGGCGGAGCCGAUGUCGUGGGCACGGCUCGACCUGCUGCCGCCCGCACCUACGGCAACCGAUGGGAAGAAAGAUAAAGGAGAACGUGUAGAGGAAAGAGAUUGAGAGUGUACCGACUGUUAGGGAGUUAACUCAGAACAACACACAUUGUAUUUCUGUACUGUAGCACACACACACACACACACACACACAAACCUCAGCCAAAUAAAUGUACACUGUUUAGGGCAUAUAGCACAGAUUGCACCAAACCUUAAGACCUCAACACACACACACACACACACACACACAUUGCCUGCUUCCAUUUCAUUCCUCCACAACAUGUCCUUUGUCUUUCUUGUUACAAAGUGUCUGUGGUAUCCAAGUCUCUCAGUAAUGUGCGCAUGUGCAUACACACACACCCACUCUCCCCACUUUGUGCCUUUAAUCGUAUGACACUUGGCUUCGGCUGGGUCUCAUUUCUUAGUCGUGUCUGGUUUAAUCUCAGAUAAAAGUGAAAACUGUCCCGAAUGAAUGUUUGUAUUGUAAUUAGACAAGAUGGCUUUUGAAUAUCCAUAUUCACAGAAGCAUGAUGGGUAAUAUAACGAGUUGUGAAUUGUAACGACGUCUAAAAAGCUCUGUUUCUGGACCCUGUUGCAUUUCCACAUGCCCUCACCGACUCUCCCUCGUGCACUCUGCCUCACUGAACUUCUUUAGGAUGCCAUUUUGAAGCUGAUUCCUUAACCAUCUUGAUCGAAGUCUCUUUAGACGAAAGCUUUAAGGUAUGAACAACACUGGUGCACAUCUGUUUACUAUUUUAGGAGCUUUUCUAUUUCAAAUCUUUGUCAAAAAUAAAGUGUAGACAAAGUAUUGUCAGGAAAUCCCAGCAGACACUGCACUCAAUGAUGCACCCUUGAUGGUAGUGGACACAAAUGAUGGACAGAGCGAGGGAAUUUGAGAUGAUAGCAGACAGAGUACAUAGGGAUUCAUUUCAAUGUGUAGUACGCCAUCAGGGACACAGCUUUUGAUGUAAACAGUGAUUUUAAUUUAGUCACAUAUAAGAAUCAGCCACGUCUCAGUAUGUAAGAGGUUUCAGUGCGCAUGAAGCAUUCCUGAAUUCCAGAAAUGCCAAAUAGGACACAAUCCCCCUGAAUGAACCGUCACAAAGAAGCAGCAUGAUAACGAGUUUCAUAAACUUGUGUAGUCUUUUCCUAUAGCUGUUUAUGUGAAAUGUUUCCUCCCUCAUGUACCACAACAAUUUUCUCAAUUCCUUUGUAUUUCUUUCUUUUCUCAGUAAUCUAUCUAUCAAUAUCAUUUUAUUGUAUAAUUCCUGUUGGAGUACAUCUGUGAGACACCUUAGAUCAUUUUACACACUUCUGUCCUAAAGACUCAUUCCAUAAAUGUUAAAUAAAUG